AUGGGCUCACCACACCUCAACUCGUCAACUCUUCCACCAACAACAACACCAGUACCAACUACCCACGAAACAACCACCCUGGCAACAACCACCCUGGCACUAACUACCCAGACAUCAACCACCCAGGCUUCAACUACCGUGGCAACAAAUACCCAGGUGCCAACUACCCAGGGCCCAACUACCCAGGCAACAACUCCCCCGGCGCCCACUAUCCAGGCGCCAAACACCCAGGACCCAACUACCCAGGCACCAACUAUCCAGGGUCCAACUACCCUGGCGCCAACUACCCAGACGCCAAACACCAAGGACCCAACUACGCAGGGCCCAACUAUCCAGGCAAAAACUACCCAGGGCCCAACUACCCAGGCAACAAAUACCCAGGCGCCAUAUACCCAGGCACCAACUUUCCAGGCGCCAAACACCCAGGACCCAACUACCCAGGCACCAACUAUCCAGGGCCCAAUUACCCUGGCGCCAACUACCCAGACGCCAAAUACCAAGGACCCAACUACGCAGGGCCCAACUACCCAGGCAAAAACUACCCAGGGCCCAACUACCCAGGCAACAACUACCCAGAGCCCACCUACCCAGGCAACAACUACCCACGGCCCAAUUACCCAGGCAACAAUUACCCAGGGCCCAGCUACCCAGGCAACAACUACCCAGGGCCCAACUACCCAGGCCACAACUACCCAGGGCCCAGCUACCCAAGCAACAGCUACCCAGGAAACAACUACCCAGGAAACAACUACCCAGGAAACAACUACCCAGGAAACAACUACCCAGGUGCCAACUACCCAGGGCCCAACUACCCAGGCAACAACUACCCAGGGCCCAGCUACCCAGGCAACAACUACCCAGGACCCAACUACCCAGGCAACAACUACCCAGGCAACAACUACCCAGGCAACAACUAUCCAGGCAACAACUACCCAGGGCCCAACUACCCAGGCAACAAAUACCCAGGGCCCAAAUACCCAGGCAACAACUACCCAGAGCCCAGCUACCCAAGCAACAACUACCCAGGACCCAACUACCCAGGCGCCAACUACCCAGGCAACAACUACCCAGGGCCCAGCUACCCAGGCAACAACUACCCAGAGCCCAGCUAACCAGGCAACAACUACCCAGGGCCCAACUACCCAGGCAACAACUACCCAGGGCCCAGCUUCCCAGGCAACAACUACCCAGGGCUCAGCUUCCCAGGCAACAACUACCCAGGCACCAACUACCCAGGACCGAACUACUCAGGGCCCCACUACCCAGGAAACAACUACCCAGGCAACAACUACCCAGGCAACAAUUACCCAGGCAACAACUACCCAGGACCCAACUAACCAGGCAACAACUACCCAGGCGCCAACUACCCAGGCAACAACUGCCCAGGCAACAACUACCCAGGCAACAACUACCCAGGACCCACCUACCCAGGCAACAACUACCCAGGACCCAACUACCCAGGCAGCAACUACCCUGGCAAAAUCCACCCAGGCAACAACUACCCGGGCGCCAAUUACCCAGGCAACAACUACCCAGGGCCCAACUACCCAGGCCACAACUGCACAGGACCCAACUACCCAGGCAACAACUACCCAGGCAACAACAACACAGGCAACAACUACCCAGGCAACAACUACCCAUGGCCCAAGUACCCAGGGCCAAACUACCCAAGCAACAACUACCCAGGACCCAACUACCCAGGCAACAACUACCCAGGCAACAACUACCCAGGCAACAACUACGCAGGACCCAACUACCCAGGCAACAACUACCCAGGCAACAACUGCCAUGGCAACAACUACCAAGGACCCAACAACCCAGGCAACAACUACCCAGGCAACAAUUACCCAGGCAACAACUACCCAGGCAACAACUACCCAGGCAACAACUACCCACGCAACAACUACCCACGCACCAACUACCCGGGCACCAACUACCCAGGCAACAACUACCCAGGCAACAACUAUCCAGGCAACAAGUACCCAGGCCCCAGCUACCGAGGCAACAACUACCCAGACAACAACUACCCAGGUCCCAGCUACCCAGGCAACAACUACCCAGGCAACAACUACCCAGGGCCCAACUACCCAAGCUGCAAAUACCCAGGCAACAACUGCCCAGGCAACAACUACCCAGGCAACAACUACCCAGGCAACAACUGCCCAGGACCCAACUACCCAAGAAGCAAAUACCCAGGCCACAACUACCCAGGCAACCACUACCCAGGGCCCAACUACCCAGGCAGCAACUGCCCAGGCAACAGCUACCCAGGCGCCAACUACCCAGGGAACAACUACCCAGGUCCCAACUUCCCAGGCAACAACUGCCCAGGCACCAACUACCAAGGCAACAACUACCCAAGCAGCAAAUACCCAGGCAACAGCCACCCAGGCAACAACUACCCAGGCAACACCUACCCAGGCAACAACUACCCAGGCAACAACUAUCCAGGAAACAACUACCCAGGGAACAACUACCCAGGCAACAACUAGCCAGGCAACUACUAUCCAGGCAGCAACUACCCAGGCAACAACUACCCAGGCGCCAACUACCCAGGCAACAACUGCCCAGGACCCAACUACCCAGGCAACAACUACCCAGGACCCAACUACCCAGGCAACAACUACCCAGGCAACAAAUACCCAGGCAACAACUACCCAGGACCCAACUACCCAGGCAGCAACUUCCCUGGCAACAUCCACCCAGGCAACAACUACCCCGACGCCAAUUACCCAGGCAACAACUACCCAGGGCCCAAGUACCCAGGCCACAGCUGCACAGGAACCAACUACCCAGGCAACAACUACCCAGGCAACAACUACCCAGUCAACAACUACCCAGGCAACAUCUACCCAGGGGCCAACUACCCAGGCAACAACUACCCAGGCAACAACUACCCAGGCAACAACUACCCAGGCAACAACUACCCAGACAACAACUAUCCAGGCAGCAACUACCCAGGCAACAACUACCCAGGCAACAACUACCCAGGCAACAACUGCCCAGGACCCAACUAAACAGGCAACAACUACCCAGGCAACAACUGCCCAGGACCCAACUACCCAAGCAGCAAAUACCCAGGCAACAACUACCCAGGCAACAACUACCCAGGCAACAACUACCCAAGCAGCAAAUACCCAGGCAACAACAACCCAGGCAACAACUGCCCAGGACCCAACUACCCAAGCAGCAAAUACUCAGGCAACAACUACCCAGGCAACAACUACCCAGGCAGCAACUAUCCAGGCAACAACUACCCAGGCAACAACUACCCAGGUGCCAACUUCCCAGGACCCCACUACCCAGGACCCAACUACCCAAGCAGCAACUACCCAGGCAACUACUACCCAGGCAACAACUGCCCAGGAUCCAACUAACCAGGCAACAACUACCCAGGCAACAACUGCCCAGGACCCAACUAACCAGGCAACAACUACCCAGGCAACAGCUACCCUGGCAACAACUACCCAGGGCCCAGCUACCCAGGCAACAACUACCCAGACAACAGCUACCCAGGUCCCAGCUACCCAGCCAACUACUACCCAGGCGCCAACUACCCAGGCAACAACUACCCAGGGCCCAACUACCCAGGCAACAACUGCCCUGGACCCAACUACCCAAGCAGUAAAUACUCAGGCAACAACUACCCAGGCAACAGCUACCCAGGCAACAACUACCCAGGCAACAACUACCCAAGCAGCAAAUACCCAGGCAACAACUAGCCAGGCAACAACUGCCCAGGACCCAACUACCCAAGCAGCAAAUACCCAGGCAACAACUACCCAGGCAGCAACUACCCAGGCAACAACUAUCCAGGCAACAACUACCCAGGCACCAACUACCCAGGCGCCAACUACCCAGGACCCAACUACCCAAACAGCAACUACCCAGGCAACAACUACCCAGGCAACAACUGCCCAGGACCCAACUAACCAGGCAACAACUACCCAGGCAACAGCUACCCAGGCAACAACUACCCAGGACCCAACUAACCAGGCAACAACUACCCAGGCAACAGCUACCCUGGCAACAACUACCCAGGGCCCAGCUACACAGGCAACAUCUACCCAGGCAACAGCUACCCAGGCAACAACUACCCAGGCAACAUCCACCCAGGCAACAUCCACCCAGGCAACAACUACCCAGGGAACAACUGCCCAGGACCCAACUAAACAGGCAACAACUACCCAGGCAACAACUGCCCAGGACCCAACUACCCAAGCAGCAAGUACCCAGGCAACAACUACCCAGGCAACAACUACCCAAGCAGCAAAUACCCAGGCAACAACUACCCAGGCAACAACUGCCCAGGACCCAACUACCCAAGCAGCAAAUACUCAGGCAACAACUACCCAGGCAACAACUACCCAGGCAGCAACUAUCCAGGCAACAACUACCCAGGCAACAACUACCCAGGUGCCAACUUCCCAGGACCCCACUACCCAGGACCCAACUACCCAGGACCCAACUACCCAAGCAGCAACUACCCAGGCAACAACUACCCAGGCAACAACUGCCCAGGAUCCAACUAACCAGGCAACAACUACCCAGGCAACAACUGCCCAGGACCCAACUAACCAGGCAACAACUACCCAGGCAACAGCUACCCUGGCAACAACUACCCAGGGCCCAGCUACCCAGGCAACAACUACCCAGACAACAGCUACCCAGGUCCCAGCUACCCAGGCAACAACUACCCAGGCGCCAACGACCCAGGCAACAACUACCCAGGGCCCAACUACCCAGGCAACAACUGCCCAGGACCCAACUACCCAAGCAGCUAAUACCCAGGCAACAACUACCCAGGCAACAACUACCCAGGCAAUAACUAUCCAGGCAACAACUACCCAGGCACCAACUACCCAGGCGCCAACUACCCAGGACCCAACUACCCAAACAGCAACUACCCAGGCAACAACUACCCAGGCAACAAAUGCCCAGGACCCAACUAACCAGGCAACAACUACCCAGGCAACAACUGCCCAGGACCCAACUAACCAGGCAACAACUACCCAGGCAACAACUGCCCAGGACCCAACUAACCAGGCAACAACUACCCAGGCAACAGCUACCCUGGCAACAACUACCCAGGGCCCAGCUACACAGGCAACAUCUACCCAGGCAACAGCUACCCAGGCAACAACUACCCAGGCAACAUCCACCCAGGCAACAUCCACCCAGGCAACAACUACCCAGGCGCCAACUACCCAGGCAACACCUACCCAGGGCCCAACUACCCAGACAACAACUGCCCAGGACCCAACUACCCAGGCAACAACUACCCAGGCAACAACUACCCAGGCAACAACUACCCUUGCAACAACUACCCAGGGCCCAGCUACCCAGGCAACAACUACCCAGACAACAUCCACCCAGGCAACAACUACCCAGGCAACAACUACCCAGGCAACAACUACCCAGGCACCAACUAUCCAGAGCCCAGCUACUCUGGCACCAAAUACCCAGGCGCCAACUACCCAGGCAAAAACCUCCCUGGUUUCAACUUCCCUGGCUUCAACUACCCUGGCUUCAAAUACCCAGGCAACAACCACCCUGGAAUCAGCUACCGUGGCACAGACAAACUUAGAACAGAAUACCAAAACUACAAAUGUAUCCGACAGUGAAGGUGCUGCAACUCCUUCAGGAAUCUCCAACCAGGUGCCAAACACUAAGCCAUUGCCAAAUCCAGCUGGUGUAGCUACGCAAUCAACACAAGAUGCUAGUGGUACCACAGCACCAGCCAUGCCAUCGUCUAUUGAUGUGGAAACAAAAAACUCAACAGGUGCAAUCAACGGCACUGAAUUUGCCAGCGGGCUGGGAGCUAGUGUGAGACAUGGCCUGAGUCUUGGCGUUAUCGUCGUUCUGCUUGUUGUGGUCAUCGCCAUGCUCCUAGCGGUGGCUGGAUUUGUUUACUUGCGCACGGUGCCAACUCGGGGAGAAAACGCCAGCAAAGUACCAGAAAAUGUCAAGAAAAAUGUUUGCUGGAUCUCAUCAGAGAACACGUCAGAAUUAGUGCGGCGAGAAAGUAAAUCUGGAUCUAGCGGCUUAGCUUACGAUUCCUUCCAGGAAAAUGGUAUUACUUUAAAUCUCCAGCAAGGUACCGGCCACCAGGCGCUUGCUUCCGCUUUUGCAGAAUACGACACCGUCAUGCAAUAUGACUAUCCGCGAACUGAAAUGAUGGAGGACGCGUGUCGCUCUGCCGCAAACCCCGAAGGCUCCUUGAGCAGUAACUGUUGGAGUGCUGAUGGAGGUGGUGUUGGGGAACAGGCUGCUGAAUCACACGUAAUUGCCGACAACUCGGCUAGCGAAGCACCCGCUUACAAUGUGCCAGUCUGGAUUGCACAAGGUACAGAAGAAGAUGAAAUGACCAGCUCAACUGACAAGACUGGCGCAGCAAUGCAGAGCGGCUUUGUUGGCGCCUCUGUAUUGGACACGACAGUACAGCGCCAGCAAGCAGUCUGCCAACAACAGCCUACUGCCGACAACUCGGCUAGCAAGGCACCCGCUUACAAUGUCACAGUGCCAAUCUGGAUUGCACAAGGUGCAGAAGAAAGCGCAAUGACCAGCUCAACUGACAAGACUGGCGCAGCAAUGGAGAGCGACUUUGUUGGCGCCUCUGUAUUGGACACGACAGUACAGCGCCAGCAAGCAGUCUGCCAACAACAGCCUACUGCCGACAACUCGGCUAGCAAAGCACCCGCUUGCAAUGUCACAGUGCCAAUCUGGAUUGCACAAGGUGCAGAAGAAAACGAAAUGACCAGCUCAACUGACAAGACUAGCGCAGCAAUGCAGAGCGACUUUGUUGGCGCCUCUGUAUUGGACACGACAGUACAGCGCCGGCAAGCAGUCCGCCAACAACAGCCUACUGCCGACAACUCGGCUAGCAAGGCACCCGUUUACAGUACGCCAGUCUGGACUGGACAAGGUGUAGAAGAAAACGAAAUGACCAGCUCAACUGACAAGACUGGCGCAGCAAUGCAGAGCGACUUUGUUGGCGCCUCUGUAUUGGACACGACAGUACAGCGCCAGCAAGCAGUCCGCCAACAACAGCCUACUGCCGACAACUCGGCUAGCAAAGCACCCGUUUACAGUACGCCAGUGUGGACUGGACAAGGUGUAGAAGAAAACGAAAUGACCAGCUCAACUGAAGCAAUGCAGAGCGACUUUGUUGGCGCCUCUGUAUUGGACACGACAGUACAGCGCCAGCAAGCAGUCCGCCAACAACAGCCUUCUGCCUUCGGUGACAAGCAACAGCUGCAGGAUCAAAAUUCUGUUCCAAAUGAAGCAAAUAACCAGCAACAGGCCAAUCUCUCACCACAACAACAACUACAACUACAACUGAAUGAAGAAUUGAAAAGUAGACUUGAGCAAGGAAAUUCAACUGGAACUAUGGCUUUGUGACAAUGUUAGCAUAGGGCCAACUGUCUUGGCCAUGUUGGUGUGCUCAAAAUGAUGUCUCUGCUUUACUGCUGUUUGUUCUCUUCGCCUCUGUGUCUUGCAUCAAGAGUUAGCGUAUGCAUGCUUCUAGGUGUCUGACUCAUGAGUGUUAUGUUGCUGAUGCUUAGCACCUGUAUGCUACAGUACUUUCUAUGUGCGUAUCCUUCUGCUGCUGGUUCUACAAAUGACGUCUUAUCAUAAUUGUCAGUACAAGUUACUUGCUGCUGUGUCCAACUGUUUAUGCAUGAUUCCUGUGACCUCGUGUAGGAGCAUGUGGACUUGAGCUAGUUCCAGGGAAAUGCAAAUGACCUGGGCUCAAGGUAGUAGUUGGCCAGUUCUUUUCUUUCUUCUCCAGACUCUGUCUCUCGGUUACUGCAACG
Sycon ciliatum is the source of this 7817-nucleotide messenger RNA. Its product is annotated as mucin-2-like. The record is from RefSeq and is a predicted model, not a curated record. The transcript has 5 exons. The coding region runs from base 1 to 7401 and encodes 2466 amino acids. NCBI's taxonomy places the organism in Eukaryota, Metazoa, Porifera, Calcarea, Leucosolenida, Sycettidae.